This is a messenger RNA of Gossypium arboreum, 1543 nucleotides long. RefSeq names its product HMG-Y-related protein A-like. The coding region runs from base 726 to 1253 and encodes 175 amino acids. Gene Ontology annotation, biological process: regulation of DNA-templated transcription; negative regulation of DNA recombination; nucleosome assembly. The record is from RefSeq and is a predicted model, not a curated record. Gene Ontology annotation, molecular function: nucleosomal DNA binding; double-stranded DNA binding. The transcript has 2 exons. Lineage: Eukaryota; Viridiplantae; Streptophyta; Magnoliopsida; Malvales; Malvaceae. Gene Ontology annotation, cellular component: chromatin; nucleosome; nucleolus.
GAAGACUAAAUUUAUUAUUAUACCAAUUUUGGUACUAUCACCGCCGCAACUUGUAAAACAUUUAACAAGACUUAGUAGAAAAAAAAAACUAAAAUAGUUGAAGGGUGAUUUUGAAAGUUUCAAAAGUGAGAUGAGAAAAAAACAAACCAACCUAAGCAAUUUAUCUAUUGUUUUAAUAAAAGUAUUGGUCCAGCUCAGUUGUACUCGAUUAUCAUCAGGCCCCCACCCUUUGCUGUAAAUUCUCCCUUGUGAUCUCCUCUACAUGGCCUUUUCUGAUUCGUCAUGGUAAAUCUGAAGCCCCGCUUUCCUCUCCUACCCUUCCUUUCCCUUUUUUGUAUUACUUUUGCGCAGCCAGUGGUACACCUUCGACGCAUCAAAAAAGAAAAAACCUUAAUUUAUUAUUGUAACUGAUGUGAUGAAUUCAAAGCAGAAAAGGAGUUCAUUAAUCCGAAUCCACGUCACCAAUCCUCGUAGUGUCGCAUGAAAUAAAUCGAUACCGUUGGAUAAACACCCCGCAAUAAGCUAUCCCUAGCCGUUGGAUUAUAGCUCCUACCAUUGUUCUUCUCCCUUUCCUUCCAUCUCACAGCCAAGUUUUCCCUUUUAAAUCCUAAAGCCUUCUCAACAAAAUUAACAAUUAACAGUUUACUACUUCGUCUUCCUCUCACUCUCUUUUUCGCUUUCUCUUAAAUAAUACGAAAGCUAAAAAGAAAAAGCUCUAAAUUUCAAUGGCGACCGAAGAAAUUAGUCGAACUCAAGGCCUCAAUCCUUCUCAACAAUCUUCUUCACUUCCAGACUACCCUCAGAUGAUUUUGGAAGCCAUAGAGGCAUUGAAUGAGAAAGAGGGUUCCAGUAUGUCAUCCAUCGCCAAGCACAUCGACUCCACUCACUCCGAUCUCCCAGCGUCUCACUCCACUCUCCUAUCCCACCACCUCAACCAGAUGAAACAAAUGGGUCAAAUUGUUAUGUUGAACAACAAUUACACAAAACCCGACCCCAAUGCCCCACCCAAGCGUGGACGUGGACGUCCACCUAAACCCAAGGUUCCUCUUCCACCUGGCGUCGUCGUCUCUCCUCCCAGACCUCGUGGUCGUCCGCCUAAGCCGAAGGACUUAUUGGCUCCCCCCAAGCCCAAAUCCGUCAGCACCGGAAGGCCACGUGGGCGCCCACCUAAGAAGGCUAAGACUGGUACCGCCACUGCUCCUCCACCUCCUCCCGGCGUUAAGCGAGGCCGCGGUCGACCUCCGAAAGUGUAACCGUCGGUGGGUUUUCAGUAAAGCAGCAAACUCAAAUGAAAGAGAAUGGAGAAGAUGGCUCAUUCCGUCACUGCUCCACCUCGCGCGUUAGCUUUAAUUUUUUUUAACAUUAAUUUUUUAGGUGUCGUUUAGUUAUCAGCUAAUUGACGUUUUAGCUGUUUUUUUUUUUCCUUUUAAUUUUUAGUUAACUUGGGGUGGGGGUACUGUAAUGAUUUUACUGUAGGGCUUAGACUUUACUUUAGUUCGACUCUUUUGUAAUUUCCAUGUAAUUGUUAAGACCCUUUUCUUUA